Messenger RNA from Spea bombifrons (plains spadefoot toad), 1385 nucleotides. RefSeq names its product splicing factor 3a subunit 2 (gene SF3A2). Lineage: Eukaryota; Metazoa; Chordata; Amphibia; Anura; Pelobatidae. Gene Ontology annotation, cellular component: catalytic step 2 spliceosome; U2 snRNP; nucleus. The transcript has 9 exons. The record is from RefSeq and is a predicted model, not a curated record. Bases 123 to 1298 code for a protein of 391 amino acids. Gene Ontology annotation, biological process: spliceosomal complex assembly. Gene Ontology annotation, molecular function: nucleic acid binding; zinc ion binding.
UUUUUUUUGUCCCUGCACUCACUUCCGGAUCCGCUAUCGGCACGUAGUAAGCUGUGCAGAGGUGGGAAACGGUGGGGAGAGGAGGUUUUUGAUCCUGCUCGGCUAUCAAAAACAUCCCAAUCAUGGAUUUCCAACACCGAGCUGGUGGUAAGACCGGCAGCGGAGGGGUGGCAUCCGCCUCUGAAAGCAACAGGGACCGGAGGGAACGUCUCAGACAGCUAGCUUUGGAAACGAUUGAUAUCAAUAAGGAUCCUUACUUUAUGAAGAAUCACUUGGGUUCUUAUGAAUGCAAACUUUGUCUUACCCUUCACAAUAAUGAGGGCAGCUACCUUGCUCACACCCAAGGAAAGAAGCACCAGACCAAUUUGGCACGACGAGCAGCAAAAGAAGCUAAAGAGGCUCCUGCGCAACCUGCCCCAGAGAAAGUGAAAGUUGAAGUAAAGAAAUUUGUAAAGAUUGGUCGGCCUGGAUAUAAAGUUACGAAGCAGAGAGAUGCGGAGUCAGGACAACAGUCCCUACUGUUCCAGAUUGACUAUCCAGAAAUAGCAGAAAGUAUCUUUCCCAGACACCGCUUCAUGUCUGCAUAUGAACAGAGGAUUGAGCCCCCAGAUCGGCGUUGGCAGUACCUUCUGAUGGCGGCAGAACCCUAUGAGACGAUUGCAUUUAAGGUCCCCAGCAGGGAAAUUGAUAAAGUGGAAGGGAAGUUCUGGACUCAUUGGAACAGGGAAACCAAACAGUUCUUUUUGCAGUUCCACUUUAAGAUGGAAAAGCCUCCACCGGUGCCCAGCUUACCUCCAGCACCUCCUGGUGUUAAACGACCACCUCCACCCCCAUUGCUAAAUGGAAUGCCACCGCGUCCUCCUCUGCCAGAAACCAUGCCCCCACCUCCUCCUGGGGGAAUGCCAUUGCCUCCAAUGCCUCCUGGUGCACCAGCUCCCCCUGGUCCUCCCCCACAACUUCCACCUACACCAGUAGUGCCUCCUCCUGGAGUACCACCCCCUGGACCACCUCCGUCAUUGCCUCCCCCAGGUGUUCCACCUCCUGGAGUUCCACCACCACCUCCUCCUAAUCCUUCUGUCCCUCCACCUGGGGUUCCUCCUCCCGGCAUACCGCCGCCAGGUAUCCCUCCACCUGGAGUCCCCCCACCUCCUGCUCCUGGCGUGCCGCCCCCACCAGCUCCUGGCGUGCCACCCCCUGCUCCUGGCGUUCUACCUCCAGGACCUAUGCCACCCAUGUUAAGACCACCCUUACCUAGUGAAGGACCUUCAAACAUCCCACCACCGCCUCCCACCAACUGAUUCUCUCUAGUCUAAAGAAUAUUUUGUACAAUGGUUUUGUUAAUUUUGUUUUUGUUUUGAAUCAUUUAAUAAAGUGCAUUACUUGAA